CGGGAAUCUCGAGCAGUUUCCGGGUGCAGUCGGGAAGGAUCGCUUUGCAGAUUCCACAGUAAACAGAUGAAUCCUUUCCUUUUGGAUGACUUUUAAACUUGAGUUUUGUGGCUUGUGUUAUGGCCAAAACAACUUCCAUUCCUUCUUCCAGUUUUGGCUUUGAAUACUGGUUGAAUAAGGCCGUUGAAUGGGGGCAGGCCACUACUUUGGAAUCCCAGCAAGAUAUCUGCCUGCACCUGCCUAAAUUACAAGAGUUCCUGAAACAGAUUUAUGAAGCUAUACAGCAUAUGAACACUACUGAAACAUUAAAAUUAUUUCCAAUGAUCGGUCAAUUUCUGGGUAGACUUUGCUGGAACCCUUUUGUUGUAGCACAUGAUGAAAGCCAGCAGCACCUGUUGGAAUGCUUGUGGUGUCUUUACAGUGCAGAACCUGAGAAUCUUGUGGAACAAAAGGCAAAUGACUGGAUUUGGAGCUUGCUGCAGAGUUUGACUAGUGUGGAUCAAGAAGUCAGAAGCUUUAUUCAGAGCUUACAUUUCCCAGAGGAGGACUACCAUCUUAAAUUAUUGAAAAAUGUGGUCACUUCUCUAGUGAAGCAGCUUCAAGACUAUCACUGUGACAGAAGUUCCAUAUCAUUAAGGUUACCACCAGAACGAUGGAGGAAUGUUUCUAUUCUCUGUUUACCUGUUAUCACUUUACCAGAGGUUGUUCCAUUGGUGGAAGCUCUUCUGAAUUGUAAUGAUGGCUUGGAUGAAAAUCUCAGCACAGAGUUCCUAGAAUCUGUCAGCAAUUGUCUUCUACAGAGAAAGAUCUUCCUGUCAGAGUCUGCAGUUAUGAACUUAUGGCUGCGUUAUCUUCCUAGUCUGGAACAAGCUGUUCUGCAUCUUAUUGAAUCUUUGAUGUCACAUCCAUGUGCUCCUUUAGCCGAAGUUGAAGCUAUUAUAGCAGACUCGUUACUGCCAAAAGUAUCAGCCUAUCAUCCUUCGGUGUUUAGGGUAAUUGAUAAUGCUUUCAGGGCCAUUCUACUGGAGACCGACGGAUAUCCAAAAAUUAUAACCAUUAUACAAGCAUUUACUCGAUGCUUUAUUCAGGUUCUGCCGCAGGUGCAGACUCAGAUGCCACUGAAACUCUACUUUCCAAAUAAUCAGCAAUCCCUUGUGGUAGCACUACUGACAGAUCCAUCAGAUGUUUCAUCAGCAGCCUGGUGCCGACACCUAACCACCGUUGCUCAAAUGCUGAAGAAGAUUGUGCAGGAUGAAAAAAUCAAACGAACCACUUCAAAUCUCUUUGAAAACUGGUUUUUGCUGGUUCACUUUGGAGACUGGCUGAAUGUUGCCUUACAGCAGUUGAUGACCGCGGAUGACUUCUCUGAGGUUCUCCUUUGGCUUUUGUUGUUCUACAAUAAACCACUUAUGAAAGACCAAGAAGAGAAACAAUUACUGGAGGAGCUGAAAUUUGUGUACAAUCAACUAAAAGUUCUCAGGAACAAAAGAGACUUGAAUCCUGAAGAUGUGCAAACUGCAAUAGUUACCAACAAUGUCUCCAUAAAAGAAAGUCAUCUGAAAGAUCUAAUCAAUCAGCUUCUUGUGAGCUUCCUGUUGUUUACAAACGGUGGAAUGGGAAUAGCAAGAGAUUCUGUGCAACUUUUCACCCUAGGUGGAGACUGCUUGGAUGGAAUUUCUCACCUGUUGGUUAGUACGGCGCACAGAUUACAGAACACAAAAUGCGGCAGUUUGGAAGAUAGAAUGGCGCACAUCAACAUUGAACUCCUACAAACUCAGCUUCUGCAAGCCAAAGAAUCAUGAAAGUGCAAUUAUAGUCCAAUGAUUACUUCUUUUUUUUUUGUAGAUGUUUGAACAUUUGUACUAAUACACCAGGUUGUAAGAAAUUAUGGAAGAUAUUUUCUGCAAAUAUAAAAAUAAAGCACACAAGCUUUAAGUAAUCCGGAGCAACAUACACAAAAUGCUGGAGGAACAGCAUGUCAGACCAUCUAUGGAGGAGAAUAGUCGAUGUUUCAGGCUGAGACCCUUCAUUAGGACUUGAAGGGAAAGGGGCAGAUGCUGCCUAAGUUGCUGGGUUCCUCCAGUAAUUUAUGUGUUGCUCAAGAUUCUUAGCAUCUGCAGAGUCUCUUCUGUUUAUAACAAUCUUGAUUCUGAAAUCAACAACAAUAUUGACUUAAAACAAAUUGUAACCCAAUGUCAGAUGCUGACAAAAAAGGUUAAAAAAACAUGAUUAGACCUCUGUGCUGCUUUGAUAGGAGUUACCUGCUUUCAUUUUCCUGUGUGAUACAGCCUUACUUAAAUAAAGAAAUUUAUGUUGCCUAUUUACACUUUUAUCUUGUACUCUGGAUGGUGACAAGAGGCUGUACACUAACAUUUUCCAUUCUGUUAUUUUUCAAGUUCAAAGUAAAUUUAUUAUCAAAGUACAUUACUAUUUACAACAAUGAGAUUCAUUUUCUUGCAGGCACUCACAAUAAAUACAAAGAAGCAAUAGAAUCAAUAAAAGACUACAUCUAACAUGAUGGACAAACACCAAUGUGCAAAAGACAACAAACUGUGCAAAUACAAAGAAAAAAAUAAAUGAAUAACUAAUAAAUAUCAAGAACAUGAGAUGAAGUCCUUGAAAGUGAGACCAUAGGUUGUGGGAAAAAUUCAGUGUUGGAUUGAGUGAAAUUAUCCCCUCUGGCUCAAGAGGAUGAUGGCUGAGGGAUAAUACCUGUUCCUGAAACUGGUGGUGUAGGUCCUGAGACUCCUGUACCUUCUUCCUGAUGGUAGCAAUGAGAAGAGAGCAUGACCUGGAUAAUGAGGGUCCUUGACGAUGGAUGAUGCUUUCGUGCAACAGCACUUCUUGUAGAUUUGCUCAGUGGUGGGGACGGCUUUAUCAAUGAUGGACUUGACAGUAUCCACUACUUUCUGCAGGCUUUUCCGUUCAAGGGCAUUGGUGUUUCCAUACCCAUUUUGCCAGAAGAGUACUUUUUAAAUGGUUGGAAAUGAACAAUUUCCUGAACUGUGAGUAGAACACUAAAUUUUGAUAAAAGUGUACAUUUUUACACCGACAAACUACCAAUCACUGUAGAGUGCCAAAACUACUAAAGGUAACCCCCAAAUUAGAACAGUCUGUGUCGCAAUUUUCUUUAAUGCAAACCCCCACUGAAUACCAUGUAAUGGCAAUAAGACUUGGAUGGGAUGUUCAUGCAUCUAUUGGAUUAGCAAUCACAGCUAAAGCACUCUUUAUUUGUGGUGCACUUUCUCUGACUUACCUGCAACAGCCCAAGCAAUUGCUAUAGUGAUGUCAUAUCCAAAUCUUACUGCCCCACAAUAUUAACUAAAAAUAAAAUCAAAUUUGUCGUUGCUUUUGCAUUUCCUGUUUACUUUUUUUUCCCCCCAAUAAAUUCCAUUAGUCAGCUUUUAUUCUGCUUCUCAGGUUCUUUUUGGUAGUGAUUUGUGAAUUCCAUUAGGUUGAAUUUCCAUUAACCAAAUGGUUGUAAAGAUAGAUCACCUGUAUUCUUACAAAAACUCAGAAAAAGAAAACUAAAUACAUUGGAAGCUUCUAUUUAUCCCAGUAUUACCUAAAUGUAAAGAUGAAUAUUAGAAGGCUAUUUAAACAGGUAACUAUUUAAAAAUGUCAGACUUUCCAAUUAAUAUUUUAUAUUCAUUCGCACAGAAGACAUCAUACCAGACCUUUCAUGAAACAAACAAUGAGUUAAAGAAAUCAGUAAAAAAAAAAUUAGUGGCAAUAAAGAUGGAGAAAUUCCAAGACCUGAAUACAAACCUGAGGUAGAAACAAUACAAAUAAGCAAGAGAUUGCAGGCACUACAGGAAAGAGUAGUACAGCACAUCACAAUGAAAUUCAAUGCAGUCCAUCAACUGUUUGAAGAGCACUCUCUCAAGCCUGCUCCUUCUAAUUUUUCCAAAAACGUGAUCUCAUUCGGGAGCUUAGAUUUGUAAAGUGUACAUUUCAAGUCAAAUAAGGUGAUAGUUUUCUGCAAGAAUGAAACAUUGUAGAUAGGAGACUGCCUAUCGACAUGAUUGAUGUGCAUUUUCUAAAACCCCUGUUGAAAGUUCCACAAAAGAGCUUAGAUACAAUUAAAGCUCAUUAAAACAAUUUAUUGACCUGCUUUGAGGUCUGGUCAGCAGUAGGGAGCAUGGAUUAGAGAUUAUGUUAAGUUCAGCAAUGCCAUUCAGGGGAGAAAUUUUUAAAAACUUCACCACACAAUGGCUGGUAGAGAUGCAAAGUUAUAUCUCAAAAGCAGAUUCUGGUUUAAAUCAAUACAGUUUUAACAUAAUUAUGAAAAUAGGAUGGUUGGAAUUGGAUUACAGGUGAUGUCAUUGGUUGGAACAACAAAAUGAUUUCCAUUUCCUCGGAGAAAAGAAGUUAUACAAAAUUUUCAUUGUUUUCCUGAAAAUAUAUUGCAGGAAUGAAACUUCUAUCAAAUGGUCUAUCCACUUCACCCUGAAGUAUAAAUAUGCUGAUUAAUCACCAAUGGUGUAACUAUUUCAUAGUAAGCAACAUAUUGAAAUGCACUAAAAUGUAAUCAUCUACACUCUGAAUUUUAUCACUAUUAUUAUAACCAAAUUCAGGAACUUGCUACCUAAAAACAUUGUGGAAUUCCCCAUCGCUAGAACAGCAACUAAGGAUGGGCAACAAAUACUGGCACUGACAAUACCCUUUUUAAAAAGUUUUUAAUCUUUAAGAAGUCCCUAAUGAAUUCAGAGGAAGGCUUAUUACACUAAGGGGUUCAAAACAAGGACAAUAUUAAAUGAUGGUUUAGUUUGGGGAUCCAGUAUGAAUCUCUAUUAGACCAAGGAGGCUAUAAUUGCUUCUUUCCACUGAUUUUUCUUUAACGUUCACAAUCCCUCCACAAUGUGCCUGACAUUGGGCCUGACUCCUGUUCCUGCUGAACUGAGCCAGUGUGUGAUAUUGUAACUGAUAUCAGUUCAGUAGGCACAAGAGAUCAGGUCCACUUCUUGGAAGGGAUUGAACAGAUAGAGGACGUUGAAGAAUAUCUAAAAUGGAAGUAUUAAUACAAUAUCAUAGGUACUGGAACAAUACAGUGCAGACAAUAUAUAGAUUUAAUUUUCCUUUAAGAUUCUUUGAAUCCUUCUGGACCUGCUUUCAGCCAGUUAGCAGUCCUUUACAGCUUCAUUAGUUUUGGUCAAAUGCAGGCAGAGUUACAGGUUACAUUUUGCCAUACUCACAAGAAGCCAUCCCAAAACAUAAUCUGGACCUUUCAGAUGGAGUAAAUUCAACCACAAAUUUAUCAUUUGAAAUCAUGGAUAACAGGAGAUGAGUUCUUGAUUUCAUAGUCCAUCAGGAAGGAAGGUAGCUGUACGGUGGAGUAUUUACUUUGGAUAAACAUUAGCAGACCAGUCUUCCUAAGACCAUAAUAAAGAUAGAAGCAGAAUUAGGCCAUUCAGCCCAUUGAGUCUGCUCUGCUAUUUAAUCAUGACUGAUCCAGUUUCCCCUCUCAACCUUAUUCACCCAGUGACCUGGCCUCCACAGCCACCUGUGGUAAUGAAUUUCAUAGAUUUGCUACCCUCUGGCAAAAAAAUCCCUGCUCUGGUCCAAUUGACUUAUCCAUCUUCAGAUCUUUCAGCUUCCCAAGCUCCUUCUCCUUAGUAAUAGCAAAUACACUCACUUGGGCUCCCCGAACUUUCGGCACACUGCUGGUGUCUUCCACACUGAUGACACAUGCUAAGUAUUUAUUUUGUUUAUCCACCAUUCCACGUUCCCCAUCGCUGCCUUUUCAGUGUCAUUUUCCAGCCCUCUGAUAUCUACUCUUUCCUCUCUAUAUAUCUGAAAAAAAGUUUGAUAUCCUCUUUGAUAUUAUUGGUUAGCAUACCUUCAUAAUUCAUCUUUUCCCUGCUUAUGGCUUUUUUUGGAUGCCCUUUGCUUGGUCUUUAAAAGCUUCCCAAUCUUUUAACUUCCCAUUAAUUAUUGUUCUAUUUUAUGCCCUCUCUUUUGUUUUUAUAGUGCUUUUGAUUCCCCUUGUUAGCCACAGUUGCAUUAUCCUGCCUGUAGAAUACUACUUCUCUUUAAGGCUGCAUCUGUCCGGUGCCUUCCAAAUUCCUUGCAGAAACUCAUGCCAUUACUGUUCUGACAUCAUCCCUGCUAAGGUCCCCUUCCAUUUAACUUUGGCCUGCUCCUCUCUCAUGCCUCUAUGAUUUCUUUUAUUCCACUGUAAUAUUGAUUAAUUUGACUUUAGCUUCCCCCUUUCAAACUGCAGGGUGACAUCUAUCAUGAUCAUUGGCUCCUAAAGGUUCCUUCACCUUAAGCUCUCUAAUCAAAUCCAGUUCAAUACACGACACCCAAUCAAGAAUAGCCUUUCCCCCUAGUGACCACAACCACAAGCUACACUAAAAAGCUAUCUUGUACAUAUUCUACAAAUUCUCACAUUUGGGAUCCCAGUAUCCACCUUAUUUUCCCAAUCUACCUGCAUACUGAAAUCCCACAAGACUAUCUUAACACUGCCAUUUUGAUAUAUGUUUUCAGUUUCCAGUUGUAAUUUGUAGCCCACAUCCUGGUCACCAUAUGAUGGCCUGUAUAUAACUCCCAUCUCGGUCUUUUUAACCCUUGCAGUUUCUGAACUCUAUCCACAAGGAUUCUGUAUUUUCCAAUUCUAUGUCAUAUCUUUCUAAGGAUUUGAUUUUUUGUUUGCCAACACAGCCAUGCCACCCCCUCUGCCAACCUGCCUGAUCUCGAUACAAUGUGUAUCCUUGGAUGUUAAGCUUCCAGCUAUAAUCUUCUUUCAGCCACGACCCAGUAAUGCACACAUCAUACCAAUCUCAACUGCAGUACAACAUCAUCUACCUUAUUCCAUAUACUGUAUGCAUUCAAAUAUAACACCUUCAGUCCUGUAUUUGUCACCCUUUUUGAUUUUGACCCCAUGUUACACUCAUCCUGCAAUUUUGCCCUAUCAUCUAUCUGGCUGUCCUUCCUAACAGUCUCACUGCAUCCCUACAUGUCUUUGGUACCAAUACAUACCAAAACUUCUGGUUGCUCCCCCUCUCCCUCUAGAAUGUUGUGGACCUGAUCCAAGAUGCCCCUGAUCCUGGCAACUGGGAGGCAAAAUGUCACCUGGGUGUCUCUUUCAUAUUCACAGAAUCUCCUGUCUACCCCUCCAACUAUGAAAUCCCCUAUCAUGACUGCAGUCCUCUUCUCUGCAGCACCCCGAGGUAGACUGUGCCCCUUAAAAGUAUUAAAAGCAGUAUAUUUGUUAUUGAAAGGAAUAGCCACAGGGAUACUUCGCUUUGGCUAUCCAUUUCCUUUCCCUCUGACAGUCACCCUUGUGCCUGCCUCCUGCAUAUCAUAUGAAAAGCUGAAAGUUUAAAAAAAAAACUGCUGUCUUAACAUUUUCCUUGCAGGUUUAACUUUCAAUGAAUGCAAAAAAGUUUGUCAACCAGCAAAAGAUGCAGCCUCAGCUUCAGUGUAUGAAGGAUCAAUCCAAAAAAUGGGAUUAGAAGAGUUGAAAAUAUGAGAAACCGAAGUGUUGUACUGAUUCCAGAUGAAAAAGUCUCUGGUUCAUUUUCAAUGAUACCGCUCAUAAAGAACUGAUGGGCAAGUGAACAGUCAAAGUUGUUUCCCCUUCUGCUGCUUUUGCUAAGAGAUGGUUGAUGGAGACCAAGGACAUCAGAACAAUUAUUUUCAAUAACUUAUUUAAUUACCUUGUUAAUCAGGGAAGGUGGACAUAUAUUGUAUAUAUGGCUAUUUAUCCAAAUCUUGCAGUGCAAAUCUAAUAAAGGUUCUCAACCCAAAACACGACUGUUUAUUCAUUUCCUUAGAUGCUGCCCGACCUGCUGAGUUCCUUCAGCAUUUUGUAUGUGUUACUCUGGAUUUACAGCAUCUGCAGAAUCCCAUGGGUUUAUUACUCUGUCAUUAGUGGCUUGUUAAACACACUCCAUCACAUUACCAUGAACAAAUAGAGUCAUAGACCACUACACCACAGGUCCUUCAGCCCACCUAAUCAGUGCUAAAUCCCAUCAGCCUGCACCUGGACCAUAAGCCCUCCAUGCCCCUUGAAGUUGACCCUGCACUCACCACUUGUGCAGGCAGUUCAUUCCACAUUCACCCCCCUGAGUGAAAAAGUUAUUCAUGGUCCCUUCAAACAUUUCAUCUUCCAUCCUUAAUCCAUGGCCUCUAGUUCUCAUCUCACCCAACUUCAUUGAAAAAGGCCAUUCUAUACCCCUCAUAAUUGUGUAUCCCUCUAUCAAAUCUCCCCUCGAUCUUCAAUGUUCUUGGGAAUAAAGUCCUAACCUACUCAACGUUUCCCUAAAACACAGGUUCUCAAGUCCUGGCAACAUCCUUGUGAAUUUUCUCUGCAAUACUUCUAUCUUAUUUAUAGCUUUCCAGCAGGUAGGUGAACACAACUGGACACAAUACUCCAAAUUAGGCCUCAUUAAUGUCUUAUACAAUUUCAAAAUAACAUUCUAACUCCUGUACUCAAUAGAUUUAUGAAGACAAUUAUGCCAAAACUUUCCUUACAAUCUACCUGUUAUGUCACUUCCAAGGAAUUAUGGAUCUGUGUUCCCAGAUAUCUCUGUUCUACCACUCCUCAGUACCCUACUGCUCAAUGUGUAAGACCUACCCUAGAUGAUUUUCCCAAAGUGCACACAUCACACUUGUCUGCAUUAACUUCCAGCUGAUCUAGAUCCUGCUGCAAGCUUUGAUAGUCAUCUUCGCUGUCCACUACACCUCCAAUCUUGGUGUUAUUUGCAAAUUUGUUGAUCCAGUUUACCAUAUUAUCAUCCAGAUCAUCAGUGCAAGUAGCAUACAACAAUGUACCCAGCACUGAUCACUGCGGCACACCACUCAUCACAGACCACCAAUCAGAGAGGCAACCAUCUACAAUCGCUCUGGCUUCUUCCGCAAAGACAAUGCCCAAUUUAAUCUACUACUUCACCUAGAAUAUCAAGCAACUGAACCUCCUUGACCAACUCUGCAGGUUCUUUCUUUUAACUUAGACCCUAACACACUGAAUUCACUGUAGUCCAUGUAGACAACAUCCACUGUCUUGCCUUCAUCACCCUUCCUUAAAAAACUCUGUAAGAUUGAUUAGACAGAACCAACCACGCAUGAAGCCACUUUGACCAUCUCUAAUCAAUCUUUUUCUACCCAUAUACUCAUACUCAUACACAGUCGCUUAGAAUUAUCUUCCAAUAACUUUCCCACUAAUGAUGUCAGGCUCACCAACCUAUAAUUUCCUGGCUUAUUCAACAUUACUAUCCUCCAGCACCUCAUCCAUGGCUAAGAAUGUUUUGAUGCCAAUAUAUAUCUAGGAUGCACUGGGACACAUCAGUGAUAUAACCAGGGGUCAUCAGGUAUUUCAGUUCUUUCAACAUCAGUUACUCUCACCCAGGUGACCCAGCCAGGGCUGAUCAGGCCCUGGCUUGUGUCCCAGCAGCAUUGGCCCAUGUUUUAACUCUCUGCUAGGGCCCUGCAAUUUCUGCACUAGCCUCCCACAGGGUCAGAGGGAACACAGUAUCAGGCCCUUGGGAUUUUUCAGAAAUAAUUUGCCUCGAAAUAGCAAGCACCUCCUGCUCUGUAAUCUGGAUAGAAUCCAUGACCUCACUGCUGCUUUGCUUCAUAUCAUUAGACUCUUGUGUCCAGCACAAGAUUACAUAUAGAAUCAUAAAUAUCUAUUUAAGACCACCCCACAUCUCUUUUGAAUUCUCUUUCACCUUGUCUGCUAGAGCAAACUCAUAACUUCUUUUAGCCCUCCUGAAUUUCAUAUCAAGUGUUCUCUUGUAUUUUUACACUCAAGAACCUCACUUGUUCCUGCCUGCCCAUGGCAGCUAUGCACCUUCUUUUUCAUAACCAGGGCCUCAGUAUCUCUCAAAUACCAAGGUUCCCUAAACCUGUGGUCUUUGCUUUUUUUCCCGACAGGAACAUACAAACUCCAUACUCCCAAAAUUUCACUUUCGAAGACCUCCCACCUACCAAGUAUACCUUUACUAGAAAAAAACCUGUCCCAAUCCACACUUCACAAAUCCUUUCAGAUGCCAUCAAAAUUGCCCUUUCUCCAAUUUAGAAUCUCAACCCGAGAACCAGACCUAUCUUUUUCCAUGAUUACCUUGAAAAUAAUAGUACUAUGAUAACUAGGUGCAAAGUGCUCCCCUACACAAACAUCUGCAACUUGCCCUGUCUCAUUCCCUGAUAGAAGAUCUAGAAUCACACUCUCUCUAGCUAGGACUUCUAUGUACUCAUUAAAGAAACUUUCCUGAACAUAUUUGACGAACUUUUCCAUCCAGCUUUUACGAGAGUAUGCAACUCUAGUUUAAACUUCACUAUGUAGCAUUAACAAACCUUCCCGCUCGAAUAUCAGUCCUCCAGUUCAGGCAGAAGCCAUCCCUCUGUACAUGUCCUACCUUCCCUUGAAGAGAACCCAAUGAUCCAAAAACCUGAUGCCCUCUCUCCUACAUCAACUCAUUAGCUACGUAUUAAACUGUAUAAUCUUCCUAUUUCUGGCCUCACUAGCGUGUGGCAUGGGUAGCAAUCCUGAGAUUCCAACCCUGGAGGUCCUUUCUUUUAACUUAGCCCCUAACUCCCUGAAUUCACUUUCCAGAACCUCAUCAUUCUUCCUACCCAUGUCAUUGGUACCAAGGUGGCCCAUGACCUCUGGCUGCUCACACUCCCACUUAAAAAUGCCUUGGACUCGAACAGAGAUGUCCCUUGUCUCUAGAAUCUGGGAGGCAACGUACUAUCCAGGAAUUUAAUUCUUGGCCAAACCACCUCCUUUUAGGUUCUCAUAACCAAGGAAUCCACUAUCACUACAGCUUGCCUUUUCUCCCCACUUCCCUUCUGAGCCACAGAGCCAGAGCAGUCGGGAUUCAGUGCUGGAGACUGGACCGCUGUGGCCUUCCUCUGCUAGGUCAUCCACCCAGCAGGAUACCUGCCGCUGAGCAGAAUGGCCACAGGGGUACUCUGCAUUGGUUGCCUUUCCCUCUUCCCCCUACUGACAGCCACCCAGUUAGCCCUGCACCUUGGAUGGAACUACCUCCCUCUAUGUCCUGUCUAUCAACCCCUUCAGCCCCCUGAAUGAUCCAGAGUUCAUUCAGUUCCAGCUCCAACUCCUUAACACGGUGUGACGGAAUCUGCAGCUGGAUGCACUUUUUGUAGGUGCAGCCAACAGGGACACUGGAGGUCUCCCUACCUUUCUACAUUUGGCAACAGGAGCAUUCCAGUACCUUGUCUGGCAUCUCCGCUGCUCUAAAGGUGCAAGAAAUAAGGAAAGAAUAAAUAACAAAACAAAUUUGCUCUUCUCGCCAAAGCCUUGAUGAACCAAAGCUUCAACUCCCCACUCACACAAUGGUUGCUCCACUUAAACAUAACUCUUAUUUUAUUAGCCCAUGCCAGUUGCCUAAUUACGCACAACCCACUGUCUCCAUGGGACUGUGGCAUGCAAAAUGAGCCAACUGUCGCUUCUAUUUCUUUUAAAUUUU
Molecule: messenger RNA, 11435 nt
Organism: Hypanus sabinus (Atlantic stingray)
Lineage: Eukaryota; Metazoa; Chordata; Chondrichthyes; Myliobatiformes; Dasyatidae
Gene: fancc
Product: FA complementation group C
Exons: 15
Coding region: 120-1802 (560 amino acids)
Biological process (GO): nucleotide-excision repair; cellular response to oxidative stress; interstrand cross-link repair
Cellular component (GO): Fanconi anaemia nuclear complex
Source: RefSeq, a predicted model, not a curated record